Molecule: messenger RNA, 1484 nt
Organism: Agrilus planipennis (emerald ash borer)
Lineage: Eukaryota; Metazoa; Arthropoda; Insecta; Coleoptera; Buprestidae
Product: E3 ubiquitin-protein ligase SIAH1-like
Exons: 2
Coding region: 367-1194 (275 amino acids)
Biological process (GO): proteasome-mediated ubiquitin-dependent protein catabolic process; multicellular organism development
Cellular component (GO): cytoplasm
Molecular function (GO): zinc ion binding; ubiquitin protein ligase activity; ubiquitin conjugating enzyme binding
Source: RefSeq, a predicted model, not a curated record
AAACUGCCUAUGCUGUAAAAAAUUUAGUGAUAAGCGGAAUCUUUAUUUGUAACUUUUGCUUAUGUUGUACCAGUUGUGCUUUCAGUGUACUCCAACGCAUGGCGUAUUGUUCAUUUAAUAUAUUAAUCUUCAUUGUCCAAAGGUUCAACACUGUAGUUUUCUGGUGAUAAGGGUGUAUGAUAAGUAAUUUAUAGUGUAGACGUUUUGCUUCAUCGUAAAUUAUCUGCAAAAAAUAUAAAAAUGGUAAAAAGUUCGUGAAAAUUAUUGAAAAAAUGUUUUCUUUUGUCUGUCAAACGUAAAAAUCGUUAAUGUUUUGCUGAUCCAUAUCCAUAGUCCAUAUCAGGGUAUUCCCAAAAAAUAAAACUCAUGGAGUCAUUACUGGAGUGCCCCGUCUGUUACGAAACCAUGAAGCCGCCAAUUCUUCAGUGUAUAAAAGGACAUAGUUUGUGUGGAAAUUGUUGUGAUCCCUCCAAAUUGACAAAGUGUCCGACAUGUCGUUCUGCUAUGUCUACAACUAGAAACUAUCAAUUGGAACAAAUAAUAAAACAAAUGAAAUUAGAUUCGAAAGUGAAAUGUCCAUUUGCCGAAGAGGGUUGUCAAUUUGUACUGAAAGCAUCCGAAAUGCUAGAGCAUAAAAAAGAGUGCAGAUACAGGAUGUUUGAAUGCGAAGGAAAAAAAUAUUGCGGCUGGAACUGCAAUUGGACAGGGCCGAUUGAUAAAAUAUGUGACCAUUUCAAAACUGAACACACUCUCUUAGAAUUCAAAGGGGCUUAUAAAAAAGAUUUGGAUCUAAAAGAAAAUACCAAACACGUAGCGGCGAUAGACUUUGGUAAAAGAUCGCACAUAUUUUGGAUGAAAAGCAAAGUUGACGUCGAGAAGGAAAAGUGCUUUUGGGUAUUUCAACGUAUCGGUUUGGAGAAACAGGCCGCUAAUUUUUAUUACGAAUUCGAACUUUGCGAUGGGCCAGUACGAAAAUUGAAAGUAUCAGAAUUUUGUGAGGGCGAUGUAAGAGAAGCCGAAGAUAUAUUCAAAUCAGAAAAGUGCGUCUCUAUACCUUUUAAUCUGAUAAAAAAUUAUAUAGACAAGAGCGGGAAAAUUAAUUUUCGAUACAGGAUAAUGAAAUACAACAGCGAGCAUCCAGUCGCUGCAUUACAAGAUAAAACCACAGGAAAUAUUAAGAAUGAGAGAGUGUAAUCAAAGUAAAACCAUUGUACUCUCUUCAACAAUUACCAUGUUUUCUUCUGUAUUAAUUAUCUUGAAUUUUUAUAAAAUUAAUGUAUUUUUAUAUAAUAAUUGCGUUUUUUCUUGCUUUUUUAUGUCGAUGAAACGAUAAACAUUUAUUAGCAUUUUUUAAAAAUAUAAUAUGAACAAAUAAUAAUGCAAAAACUGAAUAAAAGUAUACAUUUACUGCUGAAAAGUACUAAAACAAAAACAAAACUAUAAGUGUACCUGCUGAAUAGUAUUAUAAUAAUAUUGUAUCGAUU